Messenger RNA from Rhizophagus irregularis DAOM 181602=DAOM 197198, 903 nucleotides. RefSeq lists its product as uncharacterized. The record is from RefSeq and is a predicted model, not a curated record. NCBI's taxonomy places the organism in Eukaryota, Fungi, Glomeromycota, Glomeromycetes, Glomerales, Glomeraceae.
AUGCCAAUUAAAUUAGAAAUUCAAGAUUUAUCGAAAUAUGUUAUAAUCCUUACUGGUGCAACUGAUGGCAUCGGUAAAGAAAUGGCGAGGAUUUUAGCCAAAUCUAAUCCCAAGCGAUUGAUUUUACCAGCUCGUAAUAUAGAAAAAGGAAAUAAAUUAUUAGAAUAUAUUAAAUCUUCUAAUGGGAAUGCAAACAAUGUUGAAAUUUGGGAAAUGGAUCUAGCAGAUUUACAAAGUGUAAAAAACUUUGCUAAUAAAUUCAUUAAAGAAGUUGGAGAAUUACAUAUUUUAAUUAAUAAUGCAGGAAUAGUCGUUCAGAAUCAAAUAAUUAAAACGAAGGAUAACCUGGAAUUACAAUUUCAGGUCAAUCAUUUAGCACAAUUUUUACUUACUUUAUUGUUAUUGGAUACAAUAAAAAAAUCGGUUUCUGCUGAAUUACCUGGAAAAAUUGCAUUAACUAGUUCAGAAGCAAAUCAGUUUGGAGAAAUUGAUUUUGAUAAUUUAAACCUUGAAAAAGGUAAUUACUGGAAUCCUAUUAAAUCCUAUGGAAAUACGAAAUUGAUGAAAGUUAUUGUUGCCAAGGAAUUAGGCCGUUUAGUUCAAAACGAUAAUAUUACAACAUAUUCGCUUCAUCCUGGUAUGAUUAGUACAAAUAUAAACCACAUGAAUAACAGAUAUACAACUUAUUUAGUAAAUUUAUUAGCAAUGGUGUUUGGAAUAACAGCUGAACAAGGUGCCAUCAAUACUCUCUAUCCCGUAUUUUCUCUCGAAAAUAAAGAAACGGGAAAAUAUUAUAAUGAAGGUAUUGAAAAGGAACCAAAUAAAGUUGCUAAUGAUCAAGAAGUUGCAAAGAAACUAUGGGAUGUUUCUGAAAAAAUAUUAAAAGAUCAUGGAAUGAUCUAG